This is a messenger RNA of Brassica rapa (field mustard), 1085 nucleotides long. Its product is annotated as 50S ribosomal protein L15. Gene Ontology annotation, molecular function: structural constituent of ribosome. NCBI's taxonomy places the organism in Eukaryota, Viridiplantae, Streptophyta, Magnoliopsida, Brassicales, Brassicaceae. Gene Ontology annotation, cellular component: mitochondrial large ribosomal subunit. The record is from RefSeq and is a predicted model, not a curated record. Gene Ontology annotation, biological process: translation.
AGCAGCAAGAUCUCAACCUGAAACGUAAUAGCAAACUGAAAUCUCUCAUAAACCCUAAAUCCCCAAAUCGAAAUCUGCAAACGAAAAAGAUGAUUCGAAGAAGAAUCUCUUCGAUCAUUUCAACAUCACUCCUCAAUUCAUCGAUUCACCACGCCUCCAAACCCAGAUUCGUCACCUCUUCGCCGCUUCUCCAAUGCCGUCGAUCUCCGAUCCUUACUCAGACUCCUACCUUUGCAAGGUCGUUUCAGGGGAUCAGGGCGUACAGUUUACUGAGCUUGAACGAUCUGAGAGACAAUGUGCCGAGGAAGCUGAAGACGAGGAAAGGAAGAGGUAUCGGGUCGGGUAAAGGUAAAACUGCGGGACGAGGUCACAAGGGGCAGAAGGCGAGAGGGACGAUGAAGUUUGGUUUCGAAGGUGGGCAGACUCCUUUACGACGUCGUUUACCCAAACGUGGCUUCAAGAACAAGUUUAAGCUUCAUUUUCAGCCUGUUGGUCUUGGGAAGAUCGCUAAACUCAUAAACGCUGGGGAGAUUGAUUCGCAUGAGUUGAUCACGAUGAAGACUCUCAAGGAUGUGGGAGCCAUAGGGAAGCAAAUAGAAGACGGAGUAAGACUAAUGGGUCGUGGUGCUGAUGAGAUCAAAUGGCCACUUCAUUUUGAGGUUUCGAGAGUGACUGUUAGGGCCAAAGAAGUGGUGGAAGCAGCAGGAGGAUCAGUGAGGAGGGUGUAUUACAACAAACUGGGCUUGAGGGCAUUGCUUAAACCGGAAUGGUUUGAGAAGAAAGGAAGGCUAUUGCCAAAAGCGGCGAGACCACCUCCUAAACAACAAGAUAGGGUCGAUAGCAUCGGACGUCUUCCCGCUCCGAAGAAACCCAUCCCGUUUUUUUCAGCUGAGGAAAACAAAGUCGAAUCUCCUGUUGAAUCAUGAUUUUCUGUUUAGUUCUUAACGUUUAGUGUCUCAUUUUGAGUUCUUUGUGUGUUUCUUGGUCAUGCUCUUACAAGAAAAUUUGAGCAUAGCGGAUUUCUGUUGUACCAAAUAAUGUCAUCCUCGUUAAAAAAUUUACUUGGUCAUAAGCUCGUUAGCAUC